This is a messenger RNA of Parasteatoda tepidariorum (common house spider), 2849 nucleotides long. It is a transcript of the gene Pbp95, whose product is annotated as proximal sequence element A Pbp95. Gene Ontology annotation, cellular component: snRNA-activating protein complex. Lineage: Eukaryota; Metazoa; Arthropoda; Arachnida; Araneae; Theridiidae. Gene Ontology annotation, molecular function: RNA polymerase II cis-regulatory region sequence-specific DNA binding; RNA polymerase III type 3 promoter sequence-specific DNA binding. Gene Ontology annotation, biological process: snRNA transcription by RNA polymerase III; snRNA transcription by RNA polymerase II. The record is from RefSeq and is a predicted model, not a curated record.
AUUGCCCCUGAUAAUGAAGAUACUAAUGCAAAAUUAACGAGGAAAGAUGUUACUGCAUAUCUUUGCCCUCCUAGGCCAUGGACUAAAGUAGAUAAAGAUCAUCUUAUUGAAGGAGUUGCUGCAAAUGCUCUGAAUAUUGUACUUAAACCAUAUAAAACCAAGAGAGAUUAUAUAAAAAAUAAGAUUAAAGAUAAGAAUUUGUUAGAGUUUGAAGUGGAAAUACUUAAAAAGCAAAUCAUUAAAUUGGAAAGGAAAAUCAGAGAAGAAAGUCAAAGGCCUUUAGCAGAAAUCUUAGAGGAUACCAAGGGCAAACUCGAUUGGAUGACUAUAUCUGCAACAAAUCUGCAAGGAAACAAAACUGAAGAAGAAUGUGAAAUCAUGUGGAACAAUUACAUUAGUUAUUCAGUUAACAAAGAUGCUUUUUCUGCUGUUGAGGAUAAAAAGUUAAAACGUUUAGUAGAUAGAUAUAAGGCAAGAAAUUGGGAUGCAAUUGCAGUGGAGUUGGGGACCAACAGGACUGCUAUUCAGUGUUUGGAAAGGUAUCAAACCCAUCUCAAUGAAGAAUUAACUAAAAGAUAUUGGACUCCUGAAGAAGACAAGAAAUUGAUGGAAUUGGUAGAUGCUUUUAAAGUUGGAAAUUUUAUACCUUGGAAUCAUGUAUGCAGUCAUAUGGAAGGACGAACUAGACACCAGAUACUGAAUCGUUAUGACAGAACCAUAUCUAAGGAAAUAAAAAGAACACCAUUUACACCAGAGGAAGAUGCGAUGAUUCUUGCUUGUGUGCAAAAAUUUGGCAAACAGUGGACUAAAAUGAAAGAAUUUCUACCUGGACGAUCUACAUACACCAUCAGAGAGAGAUUUGUUAAUACUUUGGAUCCUGCUUUGAAAAUUGGUGCCUGGACAACCGCAGAAGAUUUGCGUUUAAUUGAGCUCUUAAAAAAGCAUGGUUAUGGAAAAUGGGCUCUCAUCUCUCGUGAAAUGGAAGGCAGGACUGAUAAUAUGUGCUUGGUCCGUGCUCGAAGGUUAGAACUGCACACCAAACGUAUUCAGAAGGGUAAGAAGAAAGUACGUGAUGAAAAAGGGGGAAUAAUUUUAAAGCCAAAUGCUCCUUCAAAGAAUUGUGUUACACAAAAUGCUAGACUGAAAGGCAUUCAGAACAGUGCUAUGUCUGCAUUAAAAUCUGCUUUGGAAAAGAUACAGCAUAUGGUUGAUGAAAAGAUAGAUUUUGAAAAAUUUGGUACUUCUAAUCUUUCGAUGCCCUCUUUGCGAAUACUUCAAAAGGAGUUGUUCAGUAAAAUUUCAGAUAAAAAUGACGAUGAAUGGGUUCCCAAAUAUGUUCCAGAAUGUUAUCAGAAAAGCAAAACCGAUUCAGUCUGUAAAAAGAGGAAGGGAGUCUUUGAGCUUGAUGACUAUGUAAGCACUGAUGAAGAAAAGAAACCCAAAAAGGAACCUAUAGAUCAAGAUGAGGAACUUGAUGGAUCAGAAGAAGAUGAUGAUGAUAUCCUUCUUAAUAGCACUGAUAGACUCUGGUUAUAUAAUGUUUUGCAAGACAGGUUGCGUGAAGAAGCUAAUCUGAUGCCUUCUAUGAUGACUAGUGGUCCUAUUUGUAUGAAUGCCCGGGAAACUGCUGAAUAUAAUUUUUAUAGGUCUUUUUUAAGAAAGAAAAUGCAUUGUGAAGACACUCUAGAAAGUGAAGUUAAUGAAAAACCGGAAUAUAAGGAGACUUUAUCUAAUGUGAUUCGUUAUUUUAUUCAACCUGAACCAGAUAAUCCAGAGCAGCUACCUGUUUUAUGUCCCAAUUUUUCUACGUUAAGUGCCUUAGAGGUUAUGGAAGUUACUAAACCAAGACUAAGAAGAACUGCUGGCUAUAUUAAUGAGAGUCGAAGUUAUCUGAAGUACUUAAUUGGACACUCUGCGGAAGAGCCAAAAUGUUCAAAAUGCAGAGGCCCUGGCCGCAAUGCUAAUAAUGAAGUAUUGGAAUCAGUUUUGAAGUCAAUGCAAACGAGACAUUUAGUCAUAGAUGACAGUAUGCAUAAAGCUGCUGAAGUUGAAGUUGGUUUUCCAUCUGACGAAUGUUGUUGUGAGGAGCUAGUGGAGUCUAGAAAUGCAUUUAAUCUGUUGCAACAACGAUUUUUAUCAAUUUUUCUUUGGCCUUCAUUGCUUUCAUCUCAUCCUCUUACUGAAGAACAAGAAAAAUUAAUUGGCAAAACUAAAGCAAAAAAGUACACUGCAUCAAGUCUGAAGGCCAAUGGCCCAUUUGGAGUUAAAAGGAAAAGGGGUAGACCACCUAAGAUUAUUGUCAAGGUAGAAGAAAACUCGCUAACUGAAGAAACUGAACAACAACAGGAAUCACCAGAAUUAGACGAAAUGGAACUCAGUGGCGUGAAACCUCCUAAGAAGUCUAGGAAAAGCAAAUCCCAAAAAGACCCCCUAGUUCACAAACCAAGGCAUUAUAAAGAAGAAAAUGCAGUUUCACUUAGAAGGAGCAGCCGUAGCUGUGUUUUAGAAAGAAAGACUUCUGUUGAUUCAGAGGAAGAUCCAGAUCAAGAAUCAGACACUUGAUUCUAUUGCCAAUUAUCAAUUUUAAUUCAAUCAUCCAUUCAAUAUUGUACUAUUUCUUCUUCUUUUCAAUCUUGUAUCAUAAUAUACAUUUGCAUUUUCAUAUUGUCAUUAUUCAUGGGGUUUAUAAAUAAUGUAAAAUAUUUAAAUAAUUAGUGAGAGGCUAACAACAUUUUUUGUCUUCAUGUAAAAAUUUAAAACAUUAUUUCAGGUUUUGGAUUUACAAGACGUUAAAUGUUAAGGAUUGUGUUAUGCACAAAGUUGUGAUACCACAUGAAAGGUUGUUUCAU